This is a messenger RNA of Diaporthe citri, 5367 nucleotides long. RefSeq lists its product as uncharacterized. Lineage: Eukaryota; Fungi; Ascomycota; Sordariomycetes; Diaporthales; Diaporthaceae. The transcript is spliced from 2 exons. Gene Ontology annotation, molecular function: nucleic acid binding; ATP binding. Gene Ontology annotation, cellular component: cytoplasm. The coding region runs from base 1 to 5367 and encodes 1788 amino acids. The record is from RefSeq and is a predicted model, not a curated record.
AUGGCGUCGUCGACUGAGGACCAGGUCGGCCCUCUUGGGCCUGACACCUGGUACAAAUCGCUGCAUCCGCUUGGGGUGGAUCUCGUCGGUGAUUUCGCAGGCAAGGAGCUGUUCGCCAUCCACGGUGACGCCCUGAUGCUCUACUGCAUCACCAAGGCAAAGGUCGACCUUGACAGCGGAUUCCAGCUUCUGCAUGCCAUCCAUGCUGUGGAGAGCUUCCUAAAGAAGCUGCAGGACCGUGGUUUGAACUUCCACGUUAUCUGGUUCCGUGACCACGAGGCCCUGUGCUUACCGCGCGACGCCACUGAUGUGCUGUCGCCAAAAUACCUGUUGAUACGGGCGGUCCUCAUCCGCCACCUCAACCGGCAACAGCCGUCGCAGGAUGCUGUCGUCUCCGAGGACGCCAAGACCAUCUCCUUCGAGUUCGAAGGCCUGGACGGCCCAUCCUUUCAACACUAUCUCGCCAACAAUGCCAUCCACUGUUUCAUGUGUCUGGACGCUCCUGCUUUCGGGGCAUGCUCCAGCAGCUCAGAAGAGGCCUUCUUAGGCAUUGCUCAUCAUUUUGCUGCAAGGGCAUUCUGUCUCGCCUUUAUAGACAGUGUGGAGUUUUCGAGCUCAAGGGUCCGUGCCUCAGUCGUAUCGCCGUUGCCAAAUUUGCAACGCGUGACGCCUGUCCUGCCCAAAUCCCCUGCAAGAGACAGCGAGCCCGCCAUCGGUCCCUCUGAUGGAGACCACAGUGCCACAGAAAAGUGGUCACCAUGGGGAGACAACCAGCUCCUAUCGCUCCGGGAGGCAGUCUCAUUACAUGCGCUCGCCAGCAUGGCAGCGGCGCAUAGAGACGAAUCGGCCAAAUUUUCGGCCUUUGCUUCAGCCUUCAUUGUUCAUCUCGUCCUUCUGCGGCACUUGCCCCUCUCACAGCGAUCUUUCAGUGCCGUCCAAGAUCGAGGUGAGAGAGACACGCAGGCUUUCCUGGCAGAGUUUUCAAGCAAGAGCACCGCCUUACUUGAUCAAUUCGCACCCACCCUCCGCUGGGAUAUCUUCGACCUUGUGGACGGAAGGCUUCUGGGAUACGUCCUGAGCCAGAAGCCACAGCUUCCUCGGUCCUUGGUCACAGCAGUGCACGCAUUUGCGAACAAAAUCGAGGAACUGACGAGUGUCAGCCUAGCGGAUUCCCUGCCUGCUCCGGAGACAUCUCCGGAUGCUGUCCCGCGAACGGCGCAGAACGGCGACGAGGGUAGCCUCAAUGAACAUGGGGUAUUGCCCUUCAGCCAGCCUGCGCUUAACGACUAUCUGCAAGACAUUCACCUUGUCCCAACGAACAGUUCUGAGCAGGAAACCCUUCCCAAGAUCUUCAGAGAGCUGACCCAUUGGCACAAUGCCCGUGUCUCGGUUGCUAGCAGACGCCCUCCUGCGCCCAAGAAUUGGCGCGAAAUGAGAGCUGACCAGAAGAUGAUGGCCAGCACAAUCGCAUACUCAGCAAGUCUAACAAAUGCUUCUGGCAAACGUAUUGAACCUGAAGUCAUCAUCGGAGGCAUCAAUCGGGACCAAAGCUCGGUGACCAAGAAGGAGGUCAAGAGAGAAGCCAAGAAAGAAAGCGAAGAGAACAAGCCUACGAAGCAAGCCGCGCAGAAGGGUGGGAAGAAGGGCAAGGCGAAGAGCGGUAAAGAGCUGGCCAUGGAGACCAGUCAGGCUUUGCAGGACAAGAAAGCUUCUUCAAAAACUAACGACAGACUGAUCUGGUGGGAGCAGCAGUGCAAGCAACUGUCGCAAGAGCCAGACUUGGUCAAGAGAUAUCUCAAGACCAUCAAGUAUCUCAGUGCUUUGUCUGGGGAUCUCGCCUCAUCAAUUGGGGCGGAAGUCUCCUUGUAUGCUUGCAACGUUCUCGCCGCCAUACUCGUCCAAGCAGGCAAUGAACCUCAGACGAGGCAGAGCUUAACCGCCCUGAUCUGGUCCAUCGUCCGCAGUGUCAACAACGCCAACCUUAGCGCACCCACUGCCAAGAUGCUCAACGUUCUUGCUUCGUCUCUGCAGGUUCCAGCAGAGUUCGCCACUGACCCCUCGUCGCCCGCGACUCGAAAACUUCCGUUCUCCUGUGUCUUUGAUGCCAAAAACGGGGUAACGAACCUGGCACCUGUUGACCUCGACUUCCAGCUACAACACUGCGGACCAUUCCUCGAGCGAAGCUUCGAUCCCGCCCCGGAUCCUCGUGUGCCUUUCAAUCCAGAUGGCUGGCAGCGAAAUGUUCUUAAUGCUAUUGAUGCAGACAAGAGCCUCUUCGUUGUAGCGCCAACGUCAGCUGGUAAAACCUUCAUCUCUUUCUAUGCCAUGAGGAAAGUACUCAAGGAAAGCGAUGACGGUGUGCUGGUAUAUGUGGCACCAACAAAGGCUCUUGUCAACCAGAUCGCUGCCGAAAUCCAAGCGCGGUUUACCAAAUCUUACAAGCACGACGGACGGUCCGUAUGGGCAAUUCAUACUCGUGACUACCGAGUGAACAACCCAGCCGGAUGCCAAAUUCUGGUCACGGUUCCACACAUCUUGCAGAUCAUGCUUAUGGCGCCGUCUAACGCCGAGCAUGAAAACUCGUGGUCACGCCGAAUCAAGCGCGUCAUCUUCGACGAGGUUCACUGCAUCGGGCAAGCUGAUGAUGGAGUCAUCUGGGAGCAAUUGCUGCUCUUGGCCCCGUGCCCUAUCAUUGCUUUGUCGGCCACUGUUGGUAACCCUUUGGAGUUCCGGCAAUGGCUCGAGAGCGCAGCUAAGUCCAAAGGCCUCGAUUUUGAGACCAUUGUUCACCAAACACGGUACUCCGAUCUACGCAAGUUCCUCUGGCAGCCAUCCAAGCAGUACACUUUGGACUUCUUGGAUCCUGUGGAUAGAUUACCUGUCCCUGGACUGGACGAUAACAGCGCAAACUCCUCAAACUUCUUCCCGAUUCAUCCCGUGGCUACGCUGGUCAACAGGAACCGCGAGACUCUUGAUGAUCUCACUCUGGAGCCGCGUGAUUGUCUCUUGCUGUGGAAGAGCAUGGCAAAACAUCAGAGCGCUGAUUAUCCCCUCGAUCGAGAGCUGACCCCGCCAAAUGUCUUCCCCAAGGUUGCAACAAAACCCGACGUGGCAGAGUACGAGGCUUCGUUGAAGAAGACUCUCCAUUCCUGGAUGCUGGAUCGCAAUUCGCCGUUUGACGCUGUACAGAAAGACCUGCGACCGCAAUGCCAUGUCUCAGCAUCAUCGCGCCAGGGGCUUGAGGAUUCGGCCCUUCCGCUCUUGACAGAUCUUCGCUCACAGGGUGCUUUGCCAGCUAUUCUGUUCAACUACGACCGGGUUGCUUGUGAGGAGAUCGCAUUCCGUAUCCUCUCCGACCUCCAAGAGGCGGAAAAUGCAUGGAAAUCAACAGAUGCUGGCUGGAAAAGGAAGGUUGCCAAGUUCGAGCAGUACAAGAAGGAUCAGGCCAAAGCCGAUUCGCUCAGACAGAAGACCACCAAAGCAAAGGCCAAAGGCAAGCGAGACGAAGACGAUAUGGGCGAUGGGAGAAUGGAUGAUGACCCGAGUACUCUGUCGGGUUUCGACCCAGACGCUCCUCUGGAGCGCUUCUGCCUCGGUGACGAGACCAAGAUCACGAGGUCUGAGCUGGAGUGGAUGAUCUGGUCCCUUCGCUGGAAGAACCUCAACCCCGAUAUUUUGAACGCGCUCCGCCGUGGAAUAGGCAUUCAUCAUGCCGGUAUGAAUCGCAAGUACCGUCAAAUUGUCGAAAUGCUUUUCCGCAAGGGCUUCCUCACUGUGGUCGUCGCCACUGGCACCCUAGCCCUGGGUCUCAACAUGCCCUGCAAGACGGUGGUCUUUUUCGGAGACUCCGUUUUCUUGACCGCUCUGAACUACCAUCAGGCUGCAGGUCGUGCAGGUCGAAGAGGAUUCGACUUGCUCGGAAACGUGGUCUUUGUCGGUAUGCCCCAAGAACGAGUGUACGAGAUUAUGUCCUCCAGGCUGCCUGAUCUCAGGGGACAUUUCCCAUUGUCGACCUCUUUGGUGCUGCGGACGCUCAGCUUACUUCACCACACCAACAACUCGGACUUUUCAGUCGGCGCCGUGCAGUCGCUGUUGUCACAGACACGAUUGUACCUUGGUGGACCUUCUGGGCAGCUUUCCAUAAAGCACCACCUGCGUUUCUCCAUUGAGUAUCUUCGGAGACAGCACCUUCUCUCUGAAGAUGGUGCUCCGCUCAACUUUGCCGGCCUCGUUGGCCAUCUCUACUUCACGGAGAACUCGGUGUUCGCCUUCCACUCGCUUCUCAAGGAAGGCUACUUCCACAAGCUAUGUGAAAAGUUUCGCACUGCGUCCGAAGCAACGCUCCUGGAAAUCGUUCUUGUACUGUCGCACAUUUUCGGCCGCAUAUCGACCAACACUUUCAAGAAAGACUGGAUGGGAGCGGUGACCAAAUCUGACUCAAUCGUAUUCCUUCCGCCUCUACCAGAGGAUGCUCUGCAGACUCUGAGGCAGCACAACCAGGAGACACUUGACAUAUUCAGGACCUACGUCAGCACAUAUGUCCGACAGCACCUGGAAGACAAGCCGGACAUGCAUCUGCCUUUUACCAAGGCUGAGGCUGGAGCGCCAAAGAGUACCCUUGGCGAAGUUGACGUUGAAGGGGUUUUCAGCGAGGGUCACAACCCGCCGACUAAGCUCCGCUCACCUUUCCACGCCCUCUCCGGAUUCGGCGACAAUUCUUUUGAAUCCAUCCACGAGCUCUGCGAUACCGUUCGCAGCGACGUCUUCCUCGAGGAGUCAGCAAUUCCUUAUAUUCCCCUGUUCCCUGACGACACCAACGGUGUCCCCUGGAAUGCAUAUCUCUACGACUUCUUCAAGCACGGGGAUAUGGAGGCCCUGGUCAGAGACAAUCACAUCAAGAAGGGCGACGUCUGGUUCCUACUCAAGGACUUCUCGCUGGUUCUGGCAACAAUCGUCACGAGCCUGACAAACUUCUUGGAUCUUGACGCCGGAGCUGACUCGGACCUGGCCAUGAUGGACGUCCAGGACGCCGAGGAUGCGGCACGUGAGACCUCUGAUGCGCUGGAGCCCGAUGACGGCCCCAGCGACAUGGCCCAUGGCGCGUUGCCGGUCCAAGACGAGGGCCCGAAGAAGCCCGAAGCAACUGUCGCCCUGAAGAAGACCAAGAAGCCGAAGGUGAUUGACUCGUGGGAUGAUGACGAGAGCAGCGAGGAUGAGGCUGCAGCUGCAGAGGCUGCCGAGGCUGCCGCCAAGGCUGCCGGGCCCGCGUGGGAAGGCGAUGGUGAGAGGAACCUGGCGCAAGUGCUACGGAUGUUCAAGAUGGUGCAGCAGCAAUUUGACGAGAAGUUCAGGAAGCAGUGGGCUUAA